Molecule: messenger RNA, 174 nt
Organism: Sordaria macrospora k-hell
Lineage: Eukaryota; Fungi; Ascomycota; Sordariomycetes; Sordariales; Sordariaceae
Cellular component (GO): membrane
Source: RefSeq, a predicted model, not a curated record
AUGGCUUUCACCGCUAGCGACAUCUGCAAGAUCAUCGUUGCCAUCAUCCUCCCUCCUCUCGGAGUUUUCUUCGAGCGUGGAUGCGGUGCCGAUCUCUUCAUCAACAUCCUCCUCACCAUCCUGGGUUACAUUCCUGGCAUCGUCCACGCUCUCUACAUCAUUCUCAAGUAUUAG